This is a messenger RNA of Platichthys flesus (European flounder), 3842 nucleotides long. It is a transcript of the gene tspan11, whose product is annotated as tetraspanin 11. The record is from RefSeq and is a predicted model, not a curated record. Gene Ontology annotation, cellular component: membrane. The coding region runs from base 334 to 1116 and encodes 260 amino acids. The transcript is spliced from 9 exons. NCBI's taxonomy places the organism in Eukaryota, Metazoa, Chordata, Actinopteri, Pleuronectiformes, Pleuronectidae.
GCAGAAGUUGUGUCCACACUGGAUCGUGACUGGGUCUGUGAACACGUCCAGACAGAUGGAACACAGUAACCUCUCCUCUGACAGCAGCGAGCUGGCCGAUGACAUAUCUGGACAAAAACAUGCUGUUAUUUCUGAGAGCAAAAGUCUCAUGCCCAUCGACCUGGAAACCUACGAGCUUCCCUGAACGCACCACCCGCAGAUCCCUGCCGCCGGACCCUGAAUGCAACAAGCUGCAGAAUCGGACUCUGCGCAGUCUGACGCGAGGAGCGAGGAAACGACGGGUUUUUCAAUCCUCACUGAAGCAUCGCUCCGAAGUGACCUGGAGGAAAGAAGAUGUCAGUGGUUUAUAAAGACGACCAGGAGGACUGGCUGACAGUGUGUCUCAAGUACCUGCUCUUUGUUUUCAACUUUCUCUUCUGGGUGGGUGGAGCUGCCGUUUUGGGUGUCGGGGUCUGGACCCUGGUGGAGAAGAGCGACUACCUGAGCCUGCUGGCCUCCAGCACUUUUGCCGUGUCUGCUUAUAUCCUCAUCCUGGCCGGCAGCCUGGUGGUGGUCACGGGCUUCUUGGGCUGUUGUGCUGUUGUCAGGGAACAGAGGAGCUGUCUGUCCACGUACUUCUUCUGCCUGCUGUUUAUCUUCCUGAUUGAACUGGUGGCUGGAGUACUGGCCUAUGUCUACUACCAGAGGCUGAGCGAGGAACUGAAGCAGCAUCUCAACCAGACGAUGUCGGAGAACUACGCGCAGCCAGGGAGGGAGGCCGUCACGAUAGCUGUGGACCGACUUCAACAGGACUUCAAGUGCUGUGGCAGCAACAACUCCCACGACUGGAUGGUGAGCGCCUACAUUUCGUCGAGGCUCGCACAGCGAAGGGUUGUGCCCGACAGCUGCUGUAAGACCAUCACCCCUCUCUGUGGCCAGAGAGACCACCCGUCCAACAUCUACAAGGUGGAGGGAGGAUGCAUCACUAAGCUGGAGCAGUUUCUGGCCGACCACCUGUUGGUCAUCGGUGCGGUGGGAAUCGGAGUGGCCUGUCUGCAGCUGGCUGGGGCAGCCUUGACAGCCUGCUUUAUUUAUCUGCUCUAUAAGGAAGAGGAGGAGGACUUCGGUACUCUGUGAUUUAGCUCUAGAGCGUCUUUGUGCUUCAAUGGACGGGAGCGACCAGGUUGGAGGGCAUUCUGGGAACUUGUCCCAGGUGUCUGCAUGUUUUGUUCCUCUGUGACAUCUCUUCGGCUACAAGGACAUUUUGACUUUCCUCCAUGAUCUUUGCUGAGCGUGAAGCAUGCAGCCGCCUGGCUUUGGCUGUUUGUUGCUGCAUGUUGAGCUGAGCUGCGUCUGCUCUGUGAUGUCAUGUUCUCUAUAUUCAUAAAGAAUAUAUGCUUCAUUCUACACAUAUAAAGAACCUGUGCUGACAGGAAAAGGGAAAUGAUGGUCUUUUUACAGUACAACCCAACGUUUUUUCUGUUUAUUAUUAUUUAUCAUAUUAACACUCUGUUAUCUAUGUAGCAUUACAUAGCAUAGAAUGCAGUUAAAAGGAGUUACAGGAGUGACUCAGCCUAUAUGAAUGUUUUUAAAAUUACAGAAAACUGACAAGACAAACGACAAGAAUACACCACACUUUGAUGAUUUUUAUUUUGUAGUAGAAAAUCUCAGAGUAAAUUAUCAUAAAGAUAAAUUGGUGUUGUUGCUAUAGUUACUAUAGUUUUUCUUGACUGGCUGAAAACUGGGUUUUUCUAUCAUAACUAAUUUCUCAAAUCAACCCUGACUCGUUAACUAAGGCUUCAAGAAAACAAUGAGCCAACAUGUCUCCUCCUCUGCCUCUUCCUCUCAGGGCUUUUUAGAGACUCAGAGAUUGAAACUGGGCGCCUGACUGUUUAUCCAUCUGCUCUGGAGACCCAGGUGCUCCGGUCAAUCACUGCUCCCGCCGAUCUUUCUUUACUCCUUUUUUUAUUUAAGUGAAGAGUACAGUGCCUCUGUAAACCGCAUCGGUACAUUGAGUAGAAUACCAUUUAAGUGUUUUUAUUUUGAAAACUUUUUUGAAUCCACACUUGAGCAAUGCUGCUUUUUGAAAUGGCAAAAUUAUUCAAUCAGACACAAUUUCGGGAUAAACUUCUUUUUUAUCAAUAAGAUUGUUAAUUCUGAAUUAACAAAUCCUAAUAGCAAUAUGACAAAUGUUCAAUAUAUAAUAAUAACUUUAUAUAUGUAGCACUUUUCAAACGGGUCUUAAAAAGAAUCCAUCUUAAAACCUAAAAGAAAUAAAAACUGUGAUUAUAUUUGAUUUUCACAUGAAUCUGCUUUUUGACAGCCCCUCUCCAAAGUGCUUUGUUUCAUAUCUGCUUGCACAAGCAUGUGCACACACACACACACACACACACACACACACACGCGUGUGCUGUGAAAAUGGCUGCCUGACUCCCAUCAUCCCCAUAGCCACCAGCCUCAUCCUCUCCAGCAGUCCCUAACCCCAUCACCUUUAACCCCCUCUUCAUCAACUCUGCCUGCUUCCCGCUGUCCUCCAAUGGCCACUCCAGACUUAACACUUCCUGUUUUCAGAUCUGCGGGAUGGUGUUCACCUGCUGCUUGUACAGGAGGAUCAAGAUGGAGCCUUACUGAGCCCACCAGUCCCCCCCCCCCCCAAACACACGGACGGACCUAUCACCUGCUGAAACCCAAACUUCAGCCUCUGUGUUCUGAACUCUGACCUUUUGCCAUCAAAGACAAAUGCACAGACAGGUUUCAGGUCCCAUCCAGAGCUUCGGUUCCUGUGUUGCACUUCAAUUGCAACGCACUCCAAUCCAGGCAAAUGCAUUUCUUAUCCGGGCUUCCUGCGGCGUCAUUGCCUUGGCUGAGCUGCAUGCUUUGGUGCGAGUGGGACUCAAGACGGGGGGGGGAAAUCUGCUCUCAACUUACUUUCCACUCCCCUCGUAGUGAUUGGGAUAGAUUUAUCGUGUUUUUUCUUCACUGAUGUAAUGGGCUUUUCUGCAGACGCCAGUGCUUCAGUAAGUGGAGUGAGAGGAGCACUGUCUACCAGCCUGUAAAAGAUGGAAGGAAAGUUAUGGGCGUGACACAAUGUGCCUCGAUCGCAACUUUAUGUAUCGAUUCCAUACCUGAAAUAUUUAAAGCAAAGAAGUGAUUAACAAAUGACUUAUAGUUCACUGUCUUUCAUAUUUGUAGUUACGUCUAUAUAACUGAUAAUGGCAGUACAUAUUAAAAUGUAUCAUAGUUUAUAAAACUGAGCAAUUCAGGCAGUAAAAUGUAUGGAAGACAAUUCCACUAAAAUAUUUAGAAAAGUGAGUCAUCUGUUACUCUAUUCCUGAAGUAAUGACUCCACCUAGUGGUGGUCAAGAGUCAUAAACUGAAUGUGUGCGACUAAAUAUUCGACUUACUUCUGAUACCAUAUUAUGAAAUAUAGAGGGACGGUAAAGCAGAUGUUUAUAUUCAGGUGUGAUACUAGAAAACUGUUACAUUUGAAGAUUUUUUUUUUGCCACAGAAAGUAACUAUUUGUUUUCAUUGUCUCAUCUCUCUCUCCACACUUCUUUGCCAAAACUAUUACCUCGGGGGGGGGGAAACCAAUUCAUGUGGAAUGUAAAGAAUAGUAAUGUGCACCGUCAAGUUAUCGAUGUUUAGGUUUCAGAGAUCAAUAAGUGAAAUAUCAGAUUGAAUUUUUAUAUUAUUUCCGUUUAAAUCCAUUGUAAGAGUGUCACAGUUGCAGUGACUGUGUAUUUUCCUAUGAUUGGUGCUAAUGUAGAUGGUUGUUUAUCAUAAAACAGUAGCAUGUGCCCCAACUACUGAUUGUGCUUCUCAAACUUGGACAUGAACAUCAUAAAUAAACGUUUUGAAUAUU